CCGGCGGAAGGCGCCAUGGCCGGGCCCGAGCUCCGUGCCGCUCUGCAGGCGCUGCUCCGCGAGCUGGCCAUCCCCACCGUGAGCGUGGAGCACCCCGAGGUGUUUACAGUUGAAGAAAUGAUGCCUCAUAUCCAACACCUGAAAGGGGCACACAGCAAGAACCUAUUUCUUAAAGAUAAAAGGAAGAAGACUUACUGGCUGGUAACAGUCCUUCAUGAUAGGAAGAUUAACUUGAAUGAUCUGGCCAAGCAACUUGGUGUUGGGAGUGGAAAUCUGAGGUUUGCUGAUGAAAUGUCUAUGCUAGAAAAACUGAAAGUUGGCCAGGGCUGUGCCACACCUCUGGCUCUCUUCUGUGACCAGGGAGAUGUGAAAUUUGUUCUGGACUCUGCUUUUCUGGAAGGUGGAUACGAAAAGGUGUACUUCCAUCCAAUGACAAACACAGCCACGAUGGGCUUGAGCCCCGAUGACUUUCUCACGUUUGUGAAGAAGACUGGGCAUGAUCCUAUAAUAUUAAAAUUUGAUUAAACUAAUGGGCCAACAUUUUGGAUAAAAUGUAACUUUGGAAGCUGUCAAGAAUGCUUAAACUUCCUUUGUUUAAAAUUUAUCAAAACUGUUGAAAAAUGAGUAGUAUCCUUAGGCCCAAUCGUAAGAAAUCUUUGUGGUUUUUAUACAACUUUUACAAGUUCAUGUGAGACUUAAGAAGGAAACCCUUUUAGUCUAGUCUACAGGCAUCACAAAAUCCCAGAGUUGGAAGCUCAUUUGCUUUUAUUCAUCAUCAUUUAUUAAGCACUUCCUACAUAUAAGGCUUUAAACUAAACAGUGGAUAUAAAGGAUUCCCCAAGGAACUUUCAGUUCAGUUUGGUGGGGGGGGGAACACUCAUGUACACAAAGUAUAGUAACUAGGUAGCAUGUGAUAGGGGCAAGACCUGAAGCGCUCUAGGGGAAAUCUGAGGAGAGAAUGCUUUUAGCUGGAAGAGAUCAGAGCAUACCAAAAAGAUGUGGCACCUGAGCUCACUCUUGGGCAAUGAAAAUGCAAACCUGAGUUUAGGAUAUAACUAAAGAUCAACUUUACCUGGCACAUAGUAUGUGAAGUGAAAUAAUGUUAAAAAAGACAAGAAAGGCACACUAACCAGCUGAGUGCCUUAAAUGCUAAGCCAAGGCUUCAGUAGUCAGGAAGACUUAAUGAAAAUUAAUUUUUAAGAGUUGUUAGAGCAGGUUGUCCAACCCAUACCUGUAUAAGACCACCCCCAUGUGGCAAAGUGCAAUGACUAGGGACUUAGGACACACCCCACUUGAAAAAGCCUCUUCAAAACUUAGAGGAAUGGAAGGGUAGGGAGUUAACACAGACACACUUCUCUGAGCCUCAAUUCCCUCAAAAUAAGGGGUUAAUAUUAUCUUUGGUACCUAUUUCGUAGGCUUCUUGUGAAAGUGAAAAAAGUGUAAGUGUUCAUUGUCAGGCUACCAUGCCUAACAAAUGAUCAUCCAACUUCUGCUGUGUGGUGCAGUGGAGUCAGGAAGCUCCAAGUUCAAAUCCAGCUUACUAGUCCUGUGAACCUAGCCAAUGUCACUUAAUAUGUAUGCCUUGAUUGCCUCAACUGUAAAAUGAGGAUAAUAACAAUCCCUACUUUUAAGGUUUUGAGAAUCAAAUGAGAUAAUAUUUAUAAAGUGCUUGGCACAAUGCUUUGCACAUAAGAGGUGCUAUAUAAAUGCUUAUUCCCUUCCCUGUUUGAAAAUUUGCAAAAAAUUAGAAACCAAUUACCUUCAAAGGCAAUCCAUUUCACUUUUAGAUAGCUCUGUCAGGAAGUUUUCUAUCAAGCCUAAAUUUGCCUCUACAAAUUUUUACUGCCUGGUUUUGAAUUUGGCAGGCACGCUCGGGUGUGGAGUAGAGAAACGAACAAAUCAAAUCUUUUCUAUAUCCCUUAAAAUUAACUUAAAGACAUCUAAGAAUUAGAAAAUUUCAGAGUACUUUGCUCUAAAUCUUCUCUAGGCUAAACAAUCACAGGUUCCUGCAACCAGUUUCUCAUCUAGCAUCCUGUCCUUUCCUAAAAUCUAGGACAGAUUCCCUCUGAAUAUAACUUUUCAUUCUUGAAAAGAUUGCUCUCCAGUUUUGCUUUACAUGUUAAUAUCACUUCUAAAAUAAACCACACUUGGAUUUUUUCAUCUUUUAAAAAACCGACCGUAUAUAAUCCUCCCAGCCAAAACCCCUCUGUCCCACAGUAAAGAAUAGCAACGUAAAAAUUCA
Trichosurus vulpecula (common brushtail) is the source of this 2242-nucleotide messenger RNA. RefSeq names its product prolyl-tRNA synthetase associated domain-containing protein 1. Bases 16 to 525 code for a protein of 169 amino acids. Gene Ontology annotation, molecular function: aminoacyl-tRNA deacylase activity. The transcript is spliced from 2 exons. The record is from RefSeq and is a predicted model, not a curated record. NCBI's taxonomy places the organism in Eukaryota, Metazoa, Chordata, Mammalia, Diprotodontia, Phalangeridae.